UUCAGCGAGCGAGACUGGCUUGCGUUUUACAAGUCUGAACAUUCUGCUUGCUGUCUGUGUAACCAAACAACUCACGCUUAAGUCUCAAUUGUAGUUUUUUAAAACUUUUUAAUUUACUUUUUUAUUUUAUUUGUAGGCUGACUAAAAAUGAAUCUCAAUUUACCCCUGUCGUCGGAGCACAACGCCUCCCGCAACUUUCAGUUAAUAACACGGGACUUCCAUCUCUCUGGCUAUUCUGAAACCAAUGUCUCAUCACCACUCAGCUCAAAUAACACGACUGGGAAGCAGGAGGACGACCUAGACGUUAAUACGGACAUUUACUCCAAAGUCGUGGUCACCGUGAUCUACAUCGGUCUCUUUUUAGUAGGGUGCCUGGGCAACUCCAUCACGGUGUACACGUUAGUUCAGAAGAAGACUUUGCAGAACUUGCAAAGCACCGUGCACUACCACCUGGCGAGCCUGGCGGUCUCCGACCUCCUCAUUCUGGUGCUGUGCAUGCCAAUCGAACUCUAUAACUUCAUCUGGGUUCACAACCCGUGGGCAUUCGGCAACGCCGUGUGCAAGGGCUAUUACUUUUUGAGAGACGCGUGCACCUAUGCCACCGCUUUCAACAUUGCCAGCCUCAGCGUGGAGAGGUUCAUGGCGAUAUGCCAUCCUUUCAAAGCGAAGAGCAUCAUGUCCAGAAGCAGGACCAAGAAGCUGAUUAGUGCUAUCUGGGUAGCUUCUUUCCUGCUGGCCACCCCCAUGCUUUUCAUCAUGGGGCAGAUCUAUGUCACAGAGGUUAAAAUCUGCACCACAAUCGUGGACCAGUCGAUGGCAAAGACCGUUCUACAGGUUAAUGCCUUCCUUUCGUUCGUAUUCCCCAUGGUGGUGAUCUCUGUGCUGAACACCGUUAUCGCCAAUCAGCUCAUACAGAUGUUUAAACAGGCUGCCCAGGACAGCAGGGUCUGCACCAUUGGAGAACAUCCCACAAUGCUGAGCGUCUCUGUGGAGUCCAGCCGUGUGCAGUCUCUUAGACAUGGGGUCAAAGUCUUACGGGCUGUUGUGGUCGCCUUUGUGGUCUGCUGGCUUCCAUAUCACAUUCGACGCCUCAUGUACUGCUACGUGACCGACUGGACAGACUUUCUUUUUGAUUUCUACCACUACUUCUACAUGGUGACCAACGUCCUGUUCUACGUGAGCUCCACAGUCAACCCUGUCCUCUAUAACCUGGUAUCGGCCAACUACAGGCAGAUCUUCAUGUCAACACUCAGCUACUUCUGUCUGCCUUGGAGGAGGAAGAGGAAGCGGCCUGCCCUCGCCAGGCAUUUCAACAGCAUCACAAGCAAUCAAACCUUCUCCAGCAACAUCAUUAAGGAAACAAUGUACUAGCCCAGCUGUUAUGUCUCAGUGGCUCUAAGGCACUAAUAGGGGUUUUGUCAGGGGCUAAGUAUUUUGUUGGUGUUUUUUAUUGACUUCAGAUGUGUCUAUGGUCAUUAUUGUAUGCGUGUUUAUCUAUCGUACCUGCUUAAUGUACUAUUAUGCAAGUUCUGUAUGGUUCUGUGUUGCAGUUUCUGCUUCAAAGAUUGCUCAUGCUUCUGAAAAGACUCCUAAACCCUCAUUAGUUGGGAAGGGAGCACGGGUACGGCCUCCAUGCACAUCCUAAUGUCUUUUCAGAAGUAAUGUUUGAUAUUAAACAGGCAAGACAUAGGAGAAUAUGGGUGAAGUGUCUUUUGCUAGGACUUGGUCUUCAAGGACAAGGCUAGUGAAGCUCUGUGUCCCCAAACAAGGUGUUAAUGACUGGAUAUUUUCCAUAGUGUGUAAAUACAAUAAUAUGACACAGUGCAUUGUAAAUAGCAUGCUAUUUGUAUCACAAUAGUAGUUUCAUUUUCUUGUAAAGUUUUGUAUAAUAGCCGUGCACUAAUACUGUCCAAAUUCAUUAGGGUCCAGAAAUGUGGAUACUUGAACAGUAGGCUGUAAUUAUUUAAUGCAUGCACAUUGUAAAUACCCAUCAUAUUUGCCACCAUGAAUCUUAUGGUUUUUAUGUUAAAUCAAGGCAUCAGUUCUGCAGUCUAAGUAUUAUGUAUUUGUCUAAAACAAGAACUCAGUCAGCAUGUUUGAGGUUUUUUUUUCUAUACUUUGCUUACUGUCCUGAA
Molecule: messenger RNA, 2135 nt
Organism: Polyodon spathula (Mississippi paddlefish)
Lineage: Eukaryota; Metazoa; Chordata; Actinopteri; Acipenseriformes; Polyodontidae
Product: neurotensin receptor type 1-like
Exons: 4
Coding region: 148-1371 (407 amino acids)
Biological process (GO): neuropeptide signaling pathway
Cellular component (GO): plasma membrane
Molecular function (GO): G protein-coupled neurotensin receptor activity
Source: RefSeq, a predicted model, not a curated record